AUGUCCCUGGUUUCUGGUCCCGGCAGGGCUCCUAACACGCUAUCCGACCAAAAGCUUUGCAUCGAGAAGCAUGUUGAAUAUAUCAAGAAAUUGGAUAGCCGGAAAGAUGAGUUAGAAUACUGGCUCACGGAGCAUCUGCGACUAAAUGGGGUUUAUUGGGGUUUGACUGCGUUGCACCUCUUGGGACAUCCCGACGGCUUACCCCGCGAAGACGCCAUCAACUUUGUGCUCUCAUGCCAACGGGAUAAUGGUGGCUUUGGUGCUGCUCCGGGCCAUGAUGCACAUAUACUGUACACGGUCUCGGCCGUGCAGAUUCUUGUGACCUUGGACGCCGUUGAUGAGCUGGAAAAGCGUGGGUUAGGCGGCAAGCGGAAAGUCGGUUCCUUCAUCGCAGGGCUACAGGACAAGGAAACCGGCUCUUUCAUGGGUGACGAAUGGGGAGAGCUAGACACGAGGUUCCUUUAUGGGGCUUUCAAUGCCCUGUCCCUUCUGAAUCUGCUAGACUUAGUGGACGUCGACAAAGCUGUUUCGUACGUCCAGCAGUGCGAAAACUUGGAUGGCGGAUAUGGGGUUUCUCCAGGGGCUGAGUCGCAUGCCGGUCAGGUCUUUACUUGCGUUGGGGCACUGGCUAUCGCAGGACGGUUGGAUCUCAUCGACAAAGACCGCCUAGGAGGAUGGCUUAGCGAGAGACAAGUCGAUAACGGAGGAUUGAAUGGGCGCCCAGAGAAACUCGAGGAUGCUUGUUACAGCUGGUGGGUCGGAGCGAGUUUAGCCAUGAUUGACAAGCUCCAUUGGGUCGAUGGCUCCAAACUCGCUGCUUCUCUUCUACGCUGUCAGGAUCCAGAGGCUGGUGGCUUCGCUGAUCGCCCUGGUCAUGCUGUUGACGUCUUUCAUACCCACUUCGCUCUUGCUGGCUUGAGCCUGCUAAAGUAUGAAGGUGUCGGCGAAAUAGAUCCCGUCUAUUGUCUGCCGAGAUCCAUCACAAAAAAGGUCCUAUCAACAUAA
Molecule: messenger RNA, 1005 nt
Organism: Aspergillus calidoustus
Lineage: Eukaryota; Fungi; Ascomycota; Eurotiomycetes; Eurotiales; Aspergillaceae
Source: the annotation of a GenBank genome assembly